Messenger RNA from Planococcus citri (citrus mealybug), 1649 nucleotides. RefSeq lists its product as uncharacterized. Gene Ontology annotation, molecular function: calcium-dependent phospholipid binding; calcium ion binding. The transcript is spliced from 8 exons. Bases 130 to 1191 code for a protein of 353 amino acids. The record is from RefSeq and is a predicted model, not a curated record. NCBI's taxonomy places the organism in Eukaryota, Metazoa, Arthropoda, Insecta, Hemiptera, Pseudococcidae.
AAAAACAAAAAACAAAAAACGAAAGAACGAGCAGAAAACUUAUUUACGAGUAUAUAAAACACCAAUGAAUUAAAAAAUCACAAUCAGCAAAAAAACUAGCGUUAUUGAAUCUGAUAAUCUGAAACCGAAAUGUGUUGUCCAUCGCGAUAUUUAGCAAUUUUCAUUUCGCUAGCAAUCUUCAAAGAAGUGCAAAAUGCAUGUGUGGAUCCAGGAAUAAAUGCAGACGCAAAAGCCAUCGUAGAUUCGAAAUUUGACCCAAAAACCAUAGCUAGUAUUCUUCCAUACAGAACCCAAGAACAAUCCAUUGCAAUCAAUACUGCAAUAGCUGGAAUGAAUGCGGGGAAAGCUUUAUCUGACACAAACCAUAUCCCAGUGGAAAACACUAAACCAUACGAUGAUUUGAUAUUUGCCUUGGUCAACGACUCAAUGACCAUUUUCAGCAAGUACUUGGGACACUACCUACAUUUCAAAGAUGAAACAUACAUUAUUAUGAUAUUCAUACAAAUCGACGACAGAGUCAAGUUCAAGCAAACUUACGAUGGCCAACAUGGUCGUUGCUUCGACGAUGCUCGUAAAGAUCAAAGGCAUCCUUUUUCCAAUGCGUUGAGAGUUUGGGCUUUGGGUAAUAGAGUAGAUGUAUCGAUUUAUAAAGACAAAGAUGACUCUUGCGAUCAAGGCAACUGGUUAACAGGAGAAAAAGAAACAUGGAAUAAGAAGAGCAGAACUGGUCUGGAAGGUAUGCUAAUGAAACAUACAAUAGAAUACGCUCGAAGAGGCCUAGAAUGUUAUGGAAAAUCAUACGUUCCUACACCCCAUAUCCUCGAUGACAUUAAAGCAAUAAUUACAAAUCACGAUCUCGUCGAUCUCUUUACUUCUUUGGUUCGUUAUAUUCAGGAUGAUAGUGAUUAUUUGGCUGGCAUACUCCACGAUCAUUGCGACGAUAAAGAUAAUUUCACUCUUUGGAUAGUGGUUUUGUCAACUCGUCGAACACCGCAAGCGAUGAAAUGUCUCGAUAAAGCUUUUCAAGCUGCAUACAAUGGAGUCAAAUUGAAGGACUUCAUCUUGAAAUGCAACACUCAAGAUACUGUAUUUAGAGAUAUGCUGGCUGCGUUGGUAGAUUUGUCGUACAAACCGUACAAGAUUACGCCUAAGCAAUCACAACCACCGCCAGAAUCUAUUAAUGAAGACUAAUGCUAAUUUCUUCAAGAACAUUUUUUACUGUUGUAAAUACUAUAUAAAGUAAUGUGUCCGAAUUAUUUUUAGGAUAUGAAGGUUCUGCAAAGAGGCGAGGAAGGGAUGAAUCUAGUACAAUUUUGAAAAUUGUUAAGCGAUUUCGUCCAUUUUUAAACAAUUUGUGACCUUAUUCAAUUUUUCAAUCACAAAAUCAAGCGUGAGAUGAGCACGUUUUUAAAAACUGCAAGAAAGUCGCCCAAUUUUACCCUUUGGACAACAAAACAAACUGACGAAUAAAAACUGGCUAAGGCAGGUUGUGAGGUUGCUGCUUAAAACUCAAAAUUUUCUGUAAAUCGAACAUUCGGCAAGCAUUCAUGUCACAAUAACUUUCAGUGCGUCAUUAGUGGCUAUAAAAACGACAAAAACUGUUCCGAUAUAAAAAUUGUGAAAAAAUUUGUCUUCAAGUAGGUAUGAAG